This is a messenger RNA of Eublepharis macularius, 1054 nucleotides long. RefSeq names its product interferon alpha-inducible protein 27-like protein 2. The transcript is spliced from 5 exons. The record is from RefSeq and is a predicted model, not a curated record. Gene Ontology annotation, cellular component: mitochondrion; membrane. NCBI's taxonomy places the organism in Eukaryota, Metazoa, Chordata, Lepidosauria, Squamata, Eublepharidae. Gene Ontology annotation, biological process: apoptotic signaling pathway. Bases 71 to 358 code for a protein of 95 amino acids.
AAGACUAGUAUACGAGAAAGGCUUGCGCGAGUGUUCCCUGCUCAAGGUGAAGAGACGUCAAAAUCUCCCGAUGGCUGACAUUGUCACUGUUGCUGCUGGUGCUGUAGCUGGUGCUGUGGCCACAGCUGCUUUCCCAGCAGUUGCUGGGGCACUGGGUUUUACUGGAGCUGGAAUUGCUGCUGGAUCUACAGCUGCAAGUAUGAUGUCAGCAUCUGCUAUUGCUAAUGGUGGAGGAGUGGCUGCUGGAAGCCUCGUUGCUACAUUGCAGUCAGUUGGUGCUGCAGGUGUGUCAGUGGUUACCAAUGUUGCAGGGGCAGCUGGAGGAGCACUGCUGGGUGCUUUGAGUUCCCUAUUUUAAGAAAACAGGAAAAGACGGCUCUGGCCUUUGGAAGAGGAGGAGAUGCUCUUUAUGCUUCAAGAUGACACUUUGCCAUUAGCUAAGCAAACCUAGCUCCACACAGGGAAAUGAAUGAUUUGCCUUAGCAGUAAGUAUACACUACUUAUAAAUCUCUAUUAUGUUUUUUCAUAGCUUUGAGGAUCCAUUUUUUCCAGCAAGCUUUUAACUUCAAGUUUUUGAAAGGUGUGUCUGUAUGGGAAUUUCUGCUGCUUUGAAGUUGUUUUGUUUGUGUGGAAGAAAUUCUCCCUUGCCUUGCUGUAUUAAUGAUGUUUUUAAUAUAAUGUAAUCGCUACCAUUGCUUUAUUUUGUUAUGUAUAUUACUGUGUUGUGCUCCGCUCUGAGCCCGCUUGCGGGGAGAGCGGACUAAAAAUAUAAAUAAAUAAAUCAGAGGUGCCUGUUAUUAAAUCUGCAGACUAAAAGCUUUGCUGAAAUGCAUGCAGGGUACAAUGUGACCCUUGACCUCAUCGUUUCAAAAUAUUGAUCUCCCAGUGUCCACUACAACAAAUACACCAUGAACUCUGCUCUUCUACAAUGAGGCCCAGUGCAGUAAACAGGCAUAAUACAAAGAGAUUGUUGUCUGAUAAACCCCUCCUACGUGAGUGCUGACAAAUUUUGUACUUUGUAAACUAAAAACAUCCUGUUGUGAAGUGAGAACGA